UUGGAGGCACGUCAGAUGUUUACUGAGCACAGAGUAGACUCUAGUCUGGCAAAGUCAUCAGCUGAAGACCUGCAUCUGGAAACCAACAUGACGCUCAGGGAUAAAGGGUGUUUCCCAUGUGAAUUCUGCUCAAAGAUUUGUAAAGCCAAGAUUCUUCUAGAAAUACACAUGCGUGUUCAUUCUAGUGAAAGACCUUUCAGGUGUGGAAUGUGCUUAAAAGAGUUCUCAACCAAGGGUAACAUUAAAAGACACAUGCAGAUCCACACUGGAGAAAAUGCUUUCAAAUGUGAAGUGUGCAACAAAUGUUUUAAGUAUUGUUCCCACUUAAACCUACAUAUGUUGAUUCAUACAGGCAAGACACCUUUCAAAUGUGAAGUCUGUUCCAAAUGUUUUCUACACUGUUCCCACUUAAAACAACAUAUGUUGGUUCAUACUGGUGAGAAACCUUUCAAAUGUGAAGUGUGCACAAAAUGUUUUUCACUGAGUUUCAGCUUAAAGCAGCACAUGUCGAUUCAUACUGGUGAGAAACCUUUCAAAUGUGAAGUGUGCACAAAAUGUUUUAGAAAAAAUUCCCUCUUGAACGAACAUGUGCAGAUUCAUACUGGGGAAAAACCUUUUAAAUGUGAUGUCUGUUCGAAAUGUUUUCUACAGUGUUCCAACUUAAAGCGGCAUAUGUUGGUUCAUACUGGUGAGAAACCUUUCAAAUGUGAAGUGUGCGCAAAAUGUUUUACUCAGAGUUCCAGCUUAAGACAACAUAUGUUGAUUCAUACUGGGGGGAACUGAACUGACGAUGCAGACUGAGUGGCAUGACUCUAGACAAAAAAAUGUAUUCAUCUCUGAUGAGUAUCUUGUGACUGAAGAAAAAGAAGUAGACAAGUAAUCCAGCUUUUAAUUAUUUAUUCGUUCAUGUUCUUAGUUGACACACACACACACACACACA
Messenger RNA from Gigantopelta aegis, 940 nucleotides. RefSeq names its product gastrula zinc finger protein XlCGF71.1-like. NCBI's taxonomy places the organism in Eukaryota, Metazoa, Mollusca, Gastropoda, Neomphalida, Peltospiridae. The transcript has a single exon. The coding region runs from base 16 to 783 and encodes 255 amino acids. Gene Ontology annotation, biological process: regulation of transcription by RNA polymerase II. Gene Ontology annotation, molecular function: RNA polymerase II cis-regulatory region sequence-specific DNA binding; DNA-binding transcription factor activity. The record is from RefSeq and is a predicted model, not a curated record.